AUGCCCACAACAGCAUUUAUUUGUAGAUCUUUGUUUGAUCGAAUAUUCUUCUCUUGGGUGUACGACGAUUUGGUUCAGCCUUUGAGAACCAUAGUCGACUCGAAAUUACAAAAAAAUAAUGCCAAGCAACCAUCACCCUCGACCGAUUCUUCAAAAUUUAAUCCAUCAUUGAACCCUUUGUUUUCACUAGGAGAUCCUUCCGAAGAGAAGAAAAGAAAAUGUAAAAAACAGUUUGAGUAUAUACAGCAAGAAACAGCAGACAGAUACGAUCACAUUGAUAAUACUCGUGAUGAUGAAUUUAUUAAUAAUAAUUUCAAAGAGAUGAGUCUAACAAAAGCAGCCAUCAUUCUCCACAAACUCUUUGGGUGGGAAUUCACAAACUUCAUUGAUAUACUGGAGUUUCUUUUAUAUGUCCUGAACUUUAUCGUUAAAAUUGCAAGCUCAGCUUCAUUUCAUUAUUUAGACUUUAUGCGAUUUAAAGAUAGAAAACAUAAUGUUGAAUGUAUGCGAGAAGAGUUUUUAAAAGCCAUCUCAAAGAUAUCAUUUAUUCAAAAGCAGAAAACGAAUUUUGGAAAAGUGUCCACCAUACUUGAUUCUGACAUUAGUACGGUAGCAAAUGCAAAGUAUGAUCUACAAGAUUUUCAUGCCCAUAUUGCAUAUGUAAUACUCAACUUUGUCACAAUGGCCAAUAUUAUUGGGGUUAAGGCUUCUUGUUCUGGAGUAGCGUUUCUUGCCCUCAGCACUCCAAUAUACCACCACUUUAUGAAGAAAAGGGAAGCGAAACAAAAAGAAGAGAUUGGUCUUACAGAAAAUAAGUCCAGUUUUAUCACACAAUUUUUACUAUCUAUCAAACUAAUUAAGGUUUAUACUUUAGAAAUAUUUUUUAACAACAAGAUCAAAGAUAUUCAAGACAGUAUUGGAAAAAUCAGAACUAUUGAAAUUGGAUAUAAUUUUCUUAUCAAUUCUAUACACUAUACCCAAACAGCUCUAUUUUCAUCAAUUACAUUUUUUGUGUUUUGUUACAUGGAUGGAAACUCAUUGAAGCUUAGUUCUGCGCUUUGCGUGAUUGAGUUAGUUGACAGUCUCAAAUGGCCACUCUAUAAUCUAUCUUCAGAUAUUCAGGCGUUAUUUUCCAAAAGACUGUCCAUCGUCAGAAUCGGUCAAAUUUUGAACAGUCCAAAAUACUCAUUCCAUACUAAUUAUUUAGAUGAAAAUUCAAACACAAUUAUUGAAAUGAAAAAUGUACAUGCUACAUGGUCUUUUUCACAACGGGUGGUGGACGAGAAACGGCUUGAAAUGGUUCUCUGUGCUUCAGAUUUAAAAAACGACGUUGCACAAAUGAAAAAUGGUGUUCUGCAAGUGAUAGGGCAACGUGGAAUUAACCUUAGUGGAGGGCAGAAAACUCGUCUUGCAUUGGCAAGAGCAUUAUACCACAAUUCUGACUUGUACCUUUUUGAUGAUAUUUUCUCAGCUCUUGACAUUCAUACAACCUAUAGAAUUUUAAACGCACUAUUCACAGGAGAAGAACCAAUGCUGAAAAACAAGACAGUAAUUCUGUCAUCUCAUCAAUUACAAUUUCUUCAACAUAUGGAUUCAGUAAUUGUCAUGGAUAAGGGACAAAUUGUGGAGCAAGACCAUUUCGACCAUCUUUGCAAAAAGCUUAACAAUCUUCUUCCAAAUCAGUCGACCCCUUUUUCAGAUUUAAUAUCGUCUACGGCAACUAUUAAUGAUGUAUAUGAGAACGGCUUUGUGAAAAACAACCCAAAUGAGCCAAAUACAACCACCUCUCAAAACAAAGAAAAUAAUGGGAUUAUGGACGCCAUUGCUAACACAGCUAAAAAACAACCAAAGCCUGUAAACUCCAAACUGAUGUUGGUAAUUGAGUUCCUUUUCUCAUUAGGCUCUCUAAAGAGUGGAUCAUUCAUAUUUGCUAUUUUGUGCUUGGGAGCACUUGAAUACACAAUGGUGGUAUCUUCAGACGUAUUUCUAUCCGAAUGGACAAGUGACGAAAACUUUCAUAACCACUCCUUGGCCUUCUACACGAGCAUCUACAAUAUUCAUGGAAUACUGAUAAUGAUUGCUAAGUGUGUUAACAAGAUCUUGAUUGGCAACUUUCUGUAUAUCCUUGCUGGUAUUUGCCAAGAAACUCUUUUGAAAAAAUUAGCUGAAGCAAAAUUAUCUCUGUACGAAGAUAUGCCUAGUGGUCAUAUACUGCAAUAUUUCAGAUAUAUUGAUGAAAUCAGAAAUGAUAUUAGCUGGAAAUUUUAUGACCUCAUAUCGACAGCUUGGGAUGGGUUAAUAGGAAUUGUGAUGGUGUUAUACGCAUUCCCACAAUCAGCGUUUCUACUUGUAAUACUCAUACCGAUUACCAAUUAUUACAGAAACAUUCAUACAAGUGUGUCAGAGUACAUUAGAGAUCUUCAACAAGAAACACAUGACCCAACCAUGACCAUUGCGAACGAAAUUUUAGAUGGAUUAGAUACCAUACGAGCAUUUGGGCAUGAUAAAUUUGAUUUUUUGAUUGAGGAAAUUCGUGAAAAAAAGAAACCUAAAACCUCUUUAGAAUAUUGUUUGGAAUUGUUGUGGAUGUGGUUCUUUUGGAGAAAUACCUUUUUUCGAGAAUUUGCCAAAUCAUUAUGCUUACUUGGUGCUUUUUUUGUGUCAACCAUGCAGCAGCAAACCAUCCUUCUUUAG
Naegleria lovaniensis is the source of this 2694-nucleotide messenger RNA. RefSeq lists its product as uncharacterized. The record is from RefSeq and is a predicted model, not a curated record. Gene Ontology annotation, cellular component: membrane. Bases 1 to 2694 code for a protein of 897 amino acids. Gene Ontology annotation, molecular function: ABC-type transporter activity; ATP hydrolysis activity; ATP binding. Lineage: Eukaryota; Heterolobosea; Eutetramitea; Acrasida; Naegleriidae. The transcript is spliced from 3 exons. Gene Ontology annotation, biological process: transmembrane transport.